UUCCUUUGUUCUUCUUUGUUUCUCUGUGCUUCAUGUUUUUCUGAAGAAGGAACAAACUUUUUCUCUUUUAGUUUCUAUUUUGGGAAAGAAGAAGAAGAAGAAGGUUCUCUCUGUUGAUUGAAUUUGGAUAGAUAUAAAUAUAGUGGUGAUAAUGGAGAGAGAUUUCAUGGGUCUAAGCUCAAAGGAGCCACUUGUGGUCAAAGAAGAGAUCAACGAUGAUGGCUCCAAAGAUUCUGGCUUCACCAAGGGCUCUACUGCUCAGUGGCUUUUCUCAAGCAAAGUCUCUGCUGUUCCACACUUGAUGUCUUUUAAGGUUUCUCAAGAUGAGAAGCCUUUUGACUCCACUCUAAAGUUCCCUGCUCCUGAACUUCAGAAAUCUUUCAAUCACAAUGGACAAGGUGGCUUUCAUUUUUCCAUGACUCCGUAUCCUGUACAACAUGAUGUGAAUUCUGUGAAUCGUCCUCACGAUGUGAAGAUGUUUUCAGUUUCCAAUCAAGCAAUUUCAGUUUCUGUGGGGAAUCCAUACCUGAAGAAUCACUUUGCAUCGGCUGCUCAGAAUAUAGGCAGUGCUAAUGUGAAGCAGACAUUACUUGGGGGAAUACCAAUUACACCAACCAUCGGUGCUGUUGCUGAACGCAAUGUGAAAACAGCUCCACCUUCUGCACAACUUACAAUCUUCUAUGCGGGUACUGUUAAUGUCUUCCAAGAUAUCUCUGCUGAAAAGGCACAAGCUAUUAUGUUGUUGGCUGGCAAUGAGUUGGCACAGCCCAAGGUUCAGGCAGGUGGUUCAAAAUUGGGAGCCGGUGAUAGUGUGGCUGUUAAUACACCACCUAGCUCCGGUGUUCCAAGUCCUUUAUCCGUCUCAUCGCAUUCGGGUGCGCAGUCAGGGAGUGGCUCCACUAGUACUGAUGAAUUUCUGACUGCUAAAACGACCGGGGUUCCCACCGGUUCUGUUAGUAAGGUGGAGCCUCCAAAAGUAGUGAGCGCAACCACUAUGUUGACUUCAGCUGUGCCACAGGCUCGUAAAGCAUCGUUGGCUCGUUUUCUAGAGAAGCGCAAGGAGAGGGUGAUGAAUUCAGCACCAUAUAACCUGAACAAGAAGAGUGAGGAAUAUGGCACUGCAGAACACAAUGGUGCUACCAGCAUUGCUUCAAAUGCUCUACCACUACAAGUGAAGCAAGGAUAGCAUCAUAUAUUUUCUGUAACUUCAAAUGUUGUAGGAUGGACCACUAUUAAUACGUACGAUUGAUCCCAUUGGGAAUAAAUGCCCGUUUUAGAUUUUUA
This is a messenger RNA of Arachis duranensis, 1284 nucleotides long. Its product is annotated as protein TIFY 6A. Gene Ontology annotation, cellular component: nucleus. The coding region runs from base 152 to 1186 and encodes 344 amino acids. The transcript is spliced from 7 exons. Gene Ontology annotation, biological process: regulation of jasmonic acid mediated signaling pathway; response to wounding; regulation of defense response. The record is from RefSeq and is a predicted model, not a curated record. NCBI's taxonomy places the organism in Eukaryota, Viridiplantae, Streptophyta, Magnoliopsida, Fabales, Fabaceae.